CACUGCUCUCAAAACCUUAAGCUGUUUUUGAAGACUAAAUCUUGCUAAGAUACUGGGAAUCUUCAUCAUGAUGCGUAUCUCUAACUUUCUCUUAAUAUGUGUAAUAACAUUUGGAAUAUGCGAGUUGCGCUCAGCCGGGCCUCUUCAUGCACAGUGCAAAGUGGAGUGGUAUUUCGGUCUUCCUUGCAGGAGUGUCUAUGAAGCCCUGGUUACGCAGAUUAAAAAGUGGAGGACAGCCUCAACCUGUGCCACAGGAGGACAGAAAUGCCUGUACAAGUUGCAGUCCGCAUCUGUGCACUUCAUUUCCGCCAAACAUACUGCAGCAGUAAAGAAAUAUGUUGAAGACAUCAACUUCAGACUUGUCUCUUAUGGUUUCUUUCACUGUCGUGUUUCGGCCAUGUCAGUAGCAGAGACCUGGUAUGCUGUCACAGAUCACGGCACCAACUAUUGUAACCUCUACAACUUAAUGGAAGGUAGUGGACUUAUUGAAGCUCCAGGAUAUAAAGAGAUCACAAGUGACUUCCUCUGCACUCAGCGUUCAUCUGCGGAUUGUUCUGUGUAUUAAUAUUCUGUAGUUGAUUUAAAACAAACAAUGUAAACAGUUCAUUGAAAACUGUAUGGUUCACACAGUAUAUUAAAAAUACUAAUACAUCUUUUGGCUGGUGUUUAUAA
Messenger RNA from Triplophysa rosa, 672 nucleotides. RefSeq lists its product as uncharacterized. The transcript is spliced from 5 exons. NCBI's taxonomy places the organism in Eukaryota, Metazoa, Chordata, Actinopteri, Cypriniformes, Nemacheilidae. The record is from RefSeq and is a predicted model, not a curated record. Bases 68 to 565 code for a protein of 165 amino acids.